Molecule: messenger RNA, 1733 nt
Organism: Haplochromis burtoni (Burton's mouthbrooder)
Lineage: Eukaryota; Metazoa; Chordata; Actinopteri; Cichliformes; Cichlidae
Product: macrophage mannose receptor 1
Exons: 6
Coding region: 468-1469 (333 amino acids)
Source: RefSeq, a predicted model, not a curated record
UCAGAAGGACAAUCUGAAAUCACAUGUUAACACACCUGAUGGGAAAACAUCCACACACACAAAUAGUGUGUGAAGAUGCUAAUGCUAACCACUGAUGGGAAGUACUGGUGCCUGCACCUUCUUAUUUACAUAGUAAAACUUUCUAAAGGCAAAUACCUGGGGUGGGGUCUGGGGAGGAGGGCUGAAGAGUGGCAGGUACACCUUACAGGUUGUACAACUGAAAAAACAGAACAUAUUUUUGUUUUUAGGGAAAUGCCAAGAAAAGAGGAAGACCUCAGAGAAGAUACAUGAAUGCAGGUGGACAUGCAGAGGUUGGUGUGACAGACGAUGAACUAUAGUGAUCCUUAGAGAUAAGAUAUUUUCAUCUUACUUCGCACGAAGAUGAAAGAUUUGAACCUAUAACUUACCAAGAAAUAUCAAGACUUGCAUGUUUACAGUCAGAGACAAGAAACAAGGAAGAGACAAGGAUGGAAAAGGUUUUUCUGUUCAUCAUAGCUGCAGCAGGGCUGUGUUCAGGCUCCUCAUAUGUUAAGCGUCAGUACCAUUUUGUUUAUGACUGGAAGAGCUGGACUGAUGCUCUGAGUUACUGCAGAGAGAGAUACACAGACCUGGCCACCUUAGAAAACAUGGAGGAUGUGAGGAUCCUGCAGAGCAUGGCAGACUCGAGUAAAAUGAACUACGCACAAUACCAAAAUCGAGCCUGGAUUGGGAUGUAUGGUGACAUUAACGGCUGGAGGUGGUCGAUGCCAGACACAGAUUUCUACAAAAAUGAUGAGGCUACGUUCAGAAACUGGGAGCCUGGACAACCGGACAACUGGUUAGGGAACGAACACUGUGCUAAGUUACAUGAGACUGGAUUAUGGAAUAAUGACAAAUGUGGCAGUAAAUUUAACGCCAUUUGUUCUGAUGUCACAGGACUGAACGUGACAUUUGUCUUCAUCAACAAUUUCAUGACAUGGACGGAGGCUCAGAGCUACUGCAGAGCCCAUCACACAGACCUGGCCAGUGUGAGAAACAUGUCUGAGAACCAGAGAGUAACAGAAGUGGUACCUGCAGGGCAAUCCGCCUGGAUCGGCCUUUUCAGAGACUCCUGGAAGUGGACAGAUGGUAGUAACUCCACGUUUAGAAACUGGAACCCAACUCAACCUGAUUUAAGCACAGGGAGUAAGGUUUGUGCGGCAAUACUCUUUCCAUCUGGAGUAUGGGAGGACUGGAACUGUGAUCGAAAAACAGCAUUUAUCUGCUACAGGGCGCCUACCUACAAGCAAGUGGUGAGAUUGAGGCUGGAGAAAAACAGUCUGGAUCUGAAUGACGAUGAUGUGAUGGAUGCCAUGCUGAAACAGCUCAAACAGACGCUGAAGGACCAGGGAGUCGCUGGAGAUCUCGCACUGAGCUGGAGGAAGCAGCCAGAAGGAGAAGUCUUCCACAAGGAUGAAGAAGGAAACAUGGAAACGAAACCAUCUGUAUAAGACAAGCUUUACCAAUUUUGGUUAUGAAACAUUUCUUUCUGCUUUGUCCUUUUAAAAAAGAUUAUUCUUUAGUUCUCUAAUUUGUGUAAACUCUACUUUCUUAUUUAAAAUGAAACGGUCACUGCUAAAUAAAGAAUAAGCAGGACUUUGAGCAACAUGUUUUUGAGGUGUUGGUGAAAGAAGCCUGGACUUCUGUUUCUGUGAAUAUAAAAAAGAACAUUAAGAUUUUAUAUGAAAUCAUAAUAAUAAUAAAACGAAUACAGA